Messenger RNA from Paramuricea clavata, 390 nucleotides. Lineage: Eukaryota; Metazoa; Cnidaria; Anthozoa; Malacalcyonacea; Plexauridae. The record is from the annotation of a GenBank genome assembly.
AUGUUCAAUACGAAGAAAAGAUGUGAAGAAGAAGUCGUUAUGUUGAAAGAUGAAAUGAACAACUGCAUUAACUUCUCCUCGCAAUACCUACAUCAACUUGACAGUUGGUAUAAGGCGUUAAAGACAGACGAGCUUUCUUAUGGCAAUCGUGGCAUUAUAGCUGUACUGUCUUCAAGAACACGUUUACUUUCUCUGUUCAUUUGUGUGCUCAAACAGCAAUUUAACAUUGAUGUUACCGACACUGAGAGUGCAAAUGAUCUUGACGAGGACAUUACCGAAGAAGCAAUUGCGAAGUAUUAUAGCAUGCUUAACAUGGAGAGCAUGGAAAGUGACAAUGACGACUUCGGUGAUGAUGAUGACGACGAUGAUAUCGACAAUAGCGAAGAUUAA